GCGCGUUUGGCGCGUUCUGUUCUUCAGUGCUUGCAUUCACGAUUCAAAAUAUUCAUAAGCAAAAUGCAAACUCCCCUCAGUAAAAUUGCUUUAAAAACAAUUAAGAGUGAAGUGUAAAAUUAAACAAAAAUAAAUUAAAAAAGUAUUUCACGCUAAUCGCGUGGGGAGUGCAAACGAAACACAAACCAUCAACAACAACAACGGCGCGCUCAGUGCAGUUGACAACCUCAGCGGUGGCAUUCAGCAAACAAAACUGACCGAUGCAACUAAAAGAGAAUAUAACAAAAUAUAGUAAAUGAAGAAAAAUAAAAACAAAAAACAACAACAAAUUUCCGCAGAAAUCCCCAUUGUUAAUGUUACAACAAUAAGAACAACAACAACAUGCAUGCCUUCACCACAACCCGCCACAACCCUUCAACUACGACCACAACUCGUGGCCAACACAACACAAUUGGCCUUUUAAGCAGCUUCAUGCGUCGCUUAUUAAAACUUUUGAUUAGCUGCAUUCUCAUGCCGGCCAUGCAACAUCACAUUCACAUUAAUUGGUCUCCAAUGUCAACAUCUCCAAUGUCAUCCAGCGUCAUCGUUCAUGCCUCGACGAUUUCCGUUUCGGUCACCAUGUCUGCCGCUGUAAACGCUACAGCUAAUGCCAGCACAGGAGAGGACGCUGCAGCGGAAGGAUUAUCUGUGCCAGUAACAGCUGAGCUGAAUGUUGGUGUUGUUGCAGCAGCAGCUUUAUCUGGUUUGGGUGCACGCGCUCCCGCCUCUUGGUCAGUGGCUGCUUCGCAUAUGCGUCUGACACAGCGUAAUAAUCAUGCGAAUAUCUCCGAGUUGUUGGAUAAUUUAUUACGUGGCUAUGAUAACAGCAUAAGACCGGGAUUCGGUGGUCCUCCCGCCACUGUGGAGGUAGACAUAAUGGUUCGAAGUAUGGGUCCCAUUUCAGAAGUUGACAUGACAUAUUCCAUGGACUGUUAUUUCCGUCAAUCAUGGGUCGAUAAACGUUUAGCCUUUAAGGGUGCACAGGACACGUUGGCUUUGAGUGUAUCGAUGUUGGCUCGUAUUUGGAAACCCGAUACAUAUUUCUACAAUGGCAAACAGAGUUAUCUGCAUACAAUAACAACGCCAAAUAAAUUUGUGAGAAUCUAUCAAAAUGGCAGAGUGUUAUAUUCGAGCAGACUGACCAUCAAAGCUGGCUGCCCAAUGAAUUUAGAAGACUUUCCAAUGGACAUACAAAAAUGUCCACUAAAGUUUGGCUCGUUUGGCUACACGACAGCGGAUGUUGUUUAUCGUUGGAAUCGCGAGCGACCAGCUGUGGCCAUUGCCGAGGAUAUGAAAUUGUCACAAUUCGAUUUGGUCGAUUGUCCGGCGGGCAACCUCACCGAUGUGAUCUAUAAAGCAGCCGCACCGCACGAUGCGACGCACAGCAGCAGUCAACCGGGUGGUAGAGUGCGCAUAAAUAGCAAUAGCAAUAGCAAACAUAACAACAACAACAACAACAAUUAUUAUAACAAUAAAAAUGCCGCAAGCAAUUUCAAUCAAAAUCGUUACAAUCAGAAAUAUGGCAGUAAAUCGUUGAACACAUUUGCCGGACCCGGCGCGAAGAAUCAGCAUGUGCGCGGCACGGGAUUGCAGUUGGACAAAGGUGCCUUUGGAGCUGAGUACUCCAUGCUCAUGGUGAAUUUCCAUUUGCAACGUCACAUGGGUAACUUCCUCAUACAAGUAUACGGUCCUUGCUGUCUGCUAGUCGUACUCUCAUGGGUCUCAUUUUGGUUGAAUCGCGAGGCUACCGCUGAUCGGGUUUCACUUGGCAUUACCACCGUACUAACAAUGACCUUCCUCGGCUUGGAGGCGCGCACUGAUCUGCCGAAGGUACCGUACCUUACCGCACUGGAUUUCUUCGUGUUCCUCUCGUUCGCCUUCAUCUUUGCCACAAUACUUCAAUUUGCGGUCGUCCAUUAUUUCACCAAAUAUGGUUCGGGUGAAUGUUAUUUCAUUAUCGAGGAAAUGGAUUCGGAUACCGAGUCGGAGGCGGAUGCGCGCACACUGAAGAGUGACUUUAACGUCAGCACCGAGUCGAAAUUAUAUGAAGUCAUACCGUUGUCGAUGUGUUCAAUACCAAUACAUGGUGCCGGCAAGGGUUCAGCAUCGGCGAGCAGCAGUGGUAUUGGUGUGGGCAUUGGUACGCGUACACGUCGAAAUUCGGCCACCAAACGGCGUAUAUUGAGUGGUGGUCGUCGGUAUAGCUUUAGCUGUUUCGGCUGGUCGUGUUUCCGGCGCAGAAAACGUGGUCGUGUUGGUUUCGAUAUCUCCGAUGAGGAUGAUGAGGAGGCCCAUCUGCGUGCGGGUGAAGAACCCACACCACAUCGCGGUUCCGGCAAACGACGUAUGUCUUUCUAUCGUCGCGAGGAAUUGGAGGCGCGCCGCAAGGGCAAGCGUGUGCCACAAUAUAAUUCCGUAUCGAAAAUAGAUCGAGCAUCACGCAUUGUCUUUCCCAUGCUCUUUUUGGUUAUCAAUGUCUUCUACUGGUACGGCUACUUGUCGCGCAGCUCACGUAUAUUGGCGAAUACGCCGUCGACCACCUGAUGUUACCUUUUAGCAAUUUAGAUCAAGUCCGAGAAGAAAUCAAACGUUGGGCAAUGUUGGCGGUGUGCGAGACGCAACAAAAUUUAAAGAGUUUUAAAAUAAAAAUAAAAAUGAAUACUAUGGAAUUUACAACAAUUUGAUUAGAAAAAGGAUUAGGACUUAAAAUUUGUAAAACAAAAGCUGCCGUUCAAAUUAGAAUAAGUACACAAAUUUUACGAAACAGAAAAAACUACACAAAUUUAGGUAUGAAUUAUCCAGAGUAAAUAGAUUUUCACCGGCUGUCAUUGCUUAAGCACGUUUUUUGCUCUAAAACGCAAGUUUCUUCUUUACUAAAUUGCUAAAACAAGGAAAAUCUACGGAAACAACUCAAAGGGGACUUUGUAAAGCGAAUGAGAAUUCAUAGAGAAUGAAAUAAAUUUAAGUUAAAUAUGAAAUACUUAUAUGUGUCUG
This is a messenger RNA of Ceratitis capitata (Mediterranean fruit fly), 3033 nucleotides long. RefSeq names its product gamma-aminobutyric acid receptor alpha-like. Gene Ontology annotation, molecular function: transmembrane signaling receptor activity; neurotransmitter receptor activity; extracellular ligand-gated monoatomic ion channel activity. Gene Ontology annotation, biological process: nervous system process; chemical synaptic transmission; regulation of membrane potential. The record is from RefSeq and is a predicted model, not a curated record. Gene Ontology annotation, cellular component: membrane; synapse; neuron projection. The transcript is spliced from 8 exons. Bases 382 to 2583 code for a protein of 733 amino acids. NCBI's taxonomy places the organism in Eukaryota, Metazoa, Arthropoda, Insecta, Diptera, Tephritidae.